UUAUUCCCAAAGCCAAAUCAAAAUUCAAGGAUUCUACCAAAUAAAAAUGCUUCUUAUUUCUAUCGUCAUCGGAAUCUUGAAUAUUUCUACGUGACAUGUUUCUUUCCUCCUUGUUCGUUCAUCGUUUGUUUCGUCACACAAAAAUGGGUGCAACGCUAAACCUUGUGUAUGCCGUCACUAUCAUUCUCUUCACAAUCUCGUCAACCUCACAUGGGUAUGAUCCUUUGGAUCCGUUUGGUAAAAUUACCAUCAAAUGGGAUCUUCUUCUGUCGUCACCUGGCCAUCACACGGUACAAGUAAAACUAGAGAACAUGCAAGAGUACCGUCACAUUGAUAAGCCAGGAUGGAAGCUGAGUUGGCAUUGGGAAAGCAAACAAGUGAUAUGGGACAUGAGAGGAGCUGAGACGACAGAGCAAGGCAACUGCUCAGCCUUUGCCUCCAGCGGAACACUCCCUCACUGCUGUCUCAGACGACCAACCAUCGUCGACCUUCUUCCCGGAUCUCCUUUCAACUCUCAAGUCUCCAACUGCUGCCGUGGAGGCGUCUUGACUUCUAUGUCACAGGACCGCACCAAUCACGUCUCUGUUUUCCACAUGACCAUUGGAAGCUUCCCUGAUGACUCUGGAGAGUUCACUAUGCCUUCUAAUUUUGAUAUAGGUGUCCCUGGUUAUAGUUGCGACAAUGCUACUUCAGUGACUCCUACUAAGUAUAGUACUGAUAAGGGUCGUCGCAAAACUCAAGCAUUAGCAACAUGGGAGGCAGUGUGUGUGUACUCGCAGUUUCGGUCAUCACAAUCACCAAAAUGCUGCGUUUCACUCUCUGCCUUCUACUACCGCAACAUUGUUCCUUGUCCUACCUGUAGCUGCGGCUGCUCUAGUUCUCAUUGCGUCAAGCCUGGUGAGAUGCCGCCAUAUCUGGAGCAGAAACAUGAUCCAGAGGAGGAAGUAACGCCUGUGGUGGAGUGUACGAAACAUAUGUGUCCCAUACAUAUCCACUGGCAUGUCAAAGUGAACUAUAGAGAGUACUGGAGGGUUAAGAUCACAGCAACGAAUCUCAACACAAUGAAGAAUUACACUGACUGGAACUUAGUUGUGCUUCAUCCCAACUUGAAAAGUGUAGAACAAGUCUUCAGUUUUAACUACAAAUCCUUAACACCAUACCACAAUGGCAUCAAUGACACGGGGAUGUUUUGGGGAGUUAAGUUCUACAACGAUGUGUUGCUUCAAGCCGGAAAGAUUGGGAAUGUGCAAACAGAGUUGUUGUUAAAGAAGGAUAUGGGGAAUUUCAGUUUCAGGGAAGGUUGGGCUUUUCCAAGGAGAAUAUUGUUUAAUGGUGAUGAAUGUGUUAUGCCUUCUCCAGAUGAUUAUCCGAGGCUGCCCAGUUAUGCUUCUUCUGCUGCUUCUAGCUUUGCUACAACCUUGUUCUGUUUUCUCCUUCUUCUAUUUGUUUGAUUGAAGCGUUUUCAUUGGACCUGCACUGUUUUUUUUUUGGCUUUUUCA
Messenger RNA from Brassica oleracea var. oleracea, 1499 nucleotides. RefSeq names its product COBRA-like protein 6. The record is from RefSeq and is a predicted model, not a curated record. Gene Ontology annotation, biological process: cellulose microfibril organization; plant-type cell wall cellulose biosynthetic process. The coding region runs from base 96 to 1451 and encodes 451 amino acids. Lineage: Eukaryota; Viridiplantae; Streptophyta; Magnoliopsida; Brassicales; Brassicaceae. Gene Ontology annotation, cellular component: plasma membrane. The transcript has 6 exons.